Penicillium cinerascens is the source of this 2301-nucleotide messenger RNA. Its product is annotated as ketopantoate reductase family protein. Gene Ontology annotation, molecular function: oxidoreductase activity. The transcript is spliced from 5 exons. Gene Ontology annotation, cellular component: cytoplasm. Lineage: Eukaryota; Fungi; Ascomycota; Eurotiomycetes; Eurotiales; Aspergillaceae. The record is from RefSeq and is a predicted model, not a curated record. Bases 1 to 2301 code for a protein of 766 amino acids.
AUGGCUCCCCCUCCACGCCUACGCAUCCUGUCCGUCGGUGGCAAUGCGAUCUCGGCCUUUUUAUCGUGGCGGCUUCAAGCGACGACUUCCUGCGACGUAACGCUGGUCUGGAAAUCUGGUUUCGAAGCCGUAUCUCAAUACGGCGUCUCCUUCAAAUCAAAAGCAUUCGGUAACGAACGGUUCAAGCCCCGUCAUGUUGUCCGCACUCCCGAAGACGCUUCCUCCCGUGAACAAGCCUAUGACUAUGUCAUUCUCUGCGUGAAGGCUCUCCCAGACGUCUACGACUUGGCCUCGGUGAUCGAAUCCGUCGUCACUCCCCAGCACACCUGCAUUCUCAUUAACACCACGAAUACCAUCGGAAUCGAAUCCCAUCUCGAGCAACGAUACCCUACCAACGUUAUUCUUUCUCUGGUUUCCAACGUGGAAAUCUCACAGACGGGCCCCAGCGAGUUUGAGCACCUCAGUUCCAGCGAGAUCGUUGUGGGCGCGACCAGCAAGCAGUCGGUCAUUCCGGCAUCGAUCCAGAACGAUAUGGCCGCUGCAUUGGCCAUGACUCUAGGCUCGGGCCAGGUCGAAUGCAAAGUGUCGGAUAAUAUUAGACAGGAGCAAUUUGAGCGAAUGAUUGGUCCGAUCGCAUUCCAUACCGCAAGCGUCGUUUUCGACACCCCUAAUCCUACACAGCUACUGGAGAAAGUUGGUGUUCGCCAAUUGGUGAACGGCAUUAUCGAGGAGCUUUUGGAGCUGGCCGCCGCGCAUGGCUGCAAAUUCUCGAGCGACUUCCGAGAGAAGACGAUUCAGAAGAUGAUCGCAUCCGACGCCCCCAGCACAAUGUUCCAGGAUUUCCAGGCCCGCCGCCCGAUGGAAGUCGAGACUUUCUUGGGAUCUCCCAUCAAGCUGGCCACCGAAUCCAACGUGCCCGUACCUCGCAUUGAGGCGAUGUACGCUAUGCUCCACCAUGUCAACGUUGUGAACCAGACCAAGCCCCGACCUGGGGAUUCUCCUCCCGCCUCGGUUAUCGGCCAGCCCCCUCCCCGAAUGUCUUCCGCUCCCCCGCACCGACCGCCCGUGAAUGGUGGGAUGCGAGCGAGCCGGACGCACUCGAGUAUGGGAAUGAUACCCGGUGCGCGACGAGGCCCGCCCCCAGGCAUGAUGCCGAGAGGCCGCGGUGGUCCCAUGCCACCCCCUGGAGGCGGUGUUCCUCGUGACCCGUCAUUGGAAGGGCUCGAGGAAUUCAGUCAUCUGGUGGUCUAUGACGGAGAUGAACCUCCAAUGCCACACCCCAAUGGCAACGGUUUCCCCGAGGGCGGAGCUGAUUUGGCAUUGAGGGAGCGUGAGCUAGCUCUGCGUAAGCGUGAGUUGCAUCUUCGCGAACAGGAGAUGGGUAUGGGAAUGGGAAUGGGUAUGCCUAUGCCUCCAGGCAUGCGACGAGGCCCCGGGCCCGGCCCCGGCCCCGGUCCUGGCCAUGGCCCACGACGACCACCUCCACGAGCGGCGCCUUUCGACGAAGAGGACGAAGAUUACUUUGACCCGAUGGAUCACAUGGGCAUCCCCCAUGUGGACCCGGAUCAAGUUGAUAUGAUGAGCAUCACUUCUCGCCGAGCACGAAAGGCCCCGAGCCAGAGCCAAAUCCGCAAGAACCCAGAGCACUUCGCUGGUCCUCCCAUGCCUGGCAGCCGACCAUCCUCAUCAUUCGGUCGUUACUUUGGCCGGAAGAACCGUCCGACUGACCGGGUGAUGCAGGAGAUUCCGAGUCUCCACGACUCCCUUCUAGACAACCCUAUAAUGAGCUACUCAUCCGACAGAUACGGAUCCGUUGACCGCAAUCACUUGAAUGCAGGCUCGCGCGCAAACUCGAUCACGGCCAGCGCGAUGGGUGACUUCGCUCCCCCGCGCCCCUACCCUACGAGUCGGCGAAACAGCCACUCGCCCGCAGCUCCCUUCCCCGGACCCCCGGGUCCUCGCAUGGGUCGCCCCAUGACUGCCCAUGACCCCAAUCUUGGACCUCCUGGUGCCUCUCCCUAUAACGGCCAACCGUCGCCGCCUGGGAAUAUGCGGACACCAGUACCCCGGAACCCGUCUGGCCAAAGCCUCCCGGUUGGACCGCAGCCUGUUGAACAACACUAUGGGGUGAGCAACUCGUUUCCCGCCAAGGGUCCCCCUUUCAAGAACAAGAGUCUGACUGGAAGUGCGAGCGCCAGCGCGGAGAGUGGUGAUAGUGGUGCCAGUGCGAACAUUGAUUCAUCGGCUCACAGCAGUCAGGUCAGCCUUAGUGAACAGCACGUUGCGGCACCCAUCCGCUGA